UUCUUGUAUAUAUCUUAUACUAUUCUUCAGUUACAUUGUCCCUUCGACACUGAGAAGCUCUUUCUAUCUCUCUUUCUCUCUCUCUCUCUCUCUCUCCUACUUAUGGGUGCAGGGCCGGUUCUAGGCUUACUUCUGGUGCUUCUCUUAGGCACCAAAUUGGAAGGUCACAGCCACGGCCAUGGUCACCAUCAACGCGACGACGGGCCAAGCCGGAUGCUCUUUGUUUUUGGAGACUCUUAUGUAGACACAGGAAACAUUGGGAAAUCAGUAGCGAACUCGUGGAAGGAUCCUUACGGCAUCACUUUUCCGGGGAAACCCACCGGCCGGUUUUCCGACGGCCGCGUCUUGACUGAUUUUGUUGCUUCCUAUUUGGGGAUCAAAUCUCCGAUUCCUUACAGAGUGAGACAAUUUGCUGGGAAUCGGAAGCGGUUCGGUAUGAACUUUGCGUUCGGAGGAACCGGCGUCUUCGACACACUUGUCUCUCUGCCAAACAUGACCACACAGAUUGAUCUCUUCCAGCAACUGAUUGAUGAAGGCGAGUAUCAGGAGUGGGAACUCGGAUCGUCCAUGGCUCUCGUAUCGGUUGCAGGCAACGAUUACAGUGCAUACCUUGCUAGAAAUGGCACCAUGCAGGGUUUGAAGGGGUUUGUGGAGUCGGUGGUGAACCGGACGGCAGCGAACAUACAGAGGAUAGUGCAAAUGGGGGUCCGGAAAGUGGCGGUGGUAGCGCUGCAGCCGGUGGGCUGCCUGCCGACUAAUACGCUGCGGACUUCCUACACGGCCUGCGAUGACGCCUCGAAUCGAUACGUGGGCUUCCACAACGCGGCCCUGCGCGCGGCCGUCGAUGCGAUCAACGCUCGUCUCGGCCGUCCAUCUCAAGUUGCGAUCCUUGAUCUCUACGGCGCCUUUUUGUCCGCAUUACAAGGUUCGAAAUUUAAGGACCCACUGAAGCCAUGCUGCAGGGGAGUGAGCUCGGCCAGCAAUUGCGGCAGCAUGGACCAACAAGGGAACAGGCUGUACCAGGUGUGUUCGAGUCCAUGGUACACCUUCUUCUGGGACAGCGUGCACCCAACCCAGGCCGGCUGGUCCGUGGUCCUUCCCUCCCUCCGCCCAACUCUCCACCAACUCUUGGCCAGUUUGUGAGAGCCAUUGGUGAUCUUGUGUAACAAAACGUAGUGCACUCACUCCUUCGUUAUUGUUCCCUCUGUACGCUCGUCAGCAUGAAGAUCGAUCCGGCCUCUACUGCUUGCUUCUAAUAGAUCGGGCAUGGACUCUUUGUGCCGCUUUUAAUCUGAAUUUAAGUAUAUAUUCAUGUCUAGAUUACAACUUUA
Messenger RNA from Nymphaea colorata (pocket water lily), 1331 nucleotides. RefSeq names its product GDSL esterase/lipase At5g03610-like. Gene Ontology annotation, molecular function: hydrolase activity, acting on ester bonds. The transcript has 5 exons. The record is from RefSeq and is a predicted model, not a curated record. Lineage: Eukaryota; Viridiplantae; Streptophyta; Magnoliopsida; Nymphaeales; Nymphaeaceae. Bases 103 to 1143 code for a protein of 346 amino acids.